AUCUCCCACAUCAAGACUUCACGAAGCCUCCACAUCAUGUGCCACAUCCCGGUCUUCUGCUGGAUCACUGCUACAGUUCUGGAGGAUGUGUUGAAAACCAGAGAGGGAGGAGGGCUGCCCAAGACCCUGACUGAGAUGUACAUCCACUUCCUGGUGGUUCAGUCCAAACUGAAGAAUGUUAAGUAUGAUGGAGGAGCUGAGACAGAUCCACACUGGAGUCCAGAGACCAGGAAGAUGAUUGAGUCUCUGAGAAAACUGGCUUUUGAGCAGCUGCAGAAAGGAAACCUGAUCUUCUAUGAAUCAGACCUGACAGAGUGUGGCAUUGAUAUCAGAGCAGCCUCAGUGUACUCAGGAGUGUUCACACAGGUCUUUAAAGAGGAGAGAGGACUGUACCAGGACAAGGUGUUCUGCUUCGUCCAUCUGAGUCUUCAGGAGUUUCUGGCUGCUCUUCAUGUCCAUCUGACCUUCAUCAACUCUGGAGUCAAUCUGCUGUCAGAAGAACAAUCAACCUCCAACUUGUCUAAACUGUCCAGAGACAAACCUGAUCCAACACAGCUCUACCAGAGGGCUGUUGACAAGGCCUUACAGAGUCCAAAUGGACACCUGGACUUGUUCCUCCGCUUCCUCCUGGGUCUUUCACUGCAGACCAAUCAGACUCUCCUACGAGGUCUGCUGACACAGACAGGAAGUGGCUCACAGACCAGUCAGCAGACAGCCCAGUACAUCAAGAAGAAGAUUGAAGAGACACCCUCUGCAGAGCAAAGCAUCAACCUGUUCCACUGUCUGAAUGAACUGAAUGAUCGUUCUCUAGUGGAGCAGAUCCAACAGUCCCUGAGGUCAGGACAUCUCUUCAGACGUAAACUCUCAGAGAGAAGCUGUGGAGCUCUGUCCUCAGUUCUUAGCUCCCAGUCCUCUAGUCUGAGACACCUGGACCUGAGUGACAACAACCUGCAGGAUUCAGGGGUGAAGCUGCUGUGUGGCUCUCUCGAGAGUCCACACUGUAGACUGGAGACUCUGAGAUUGAGUUACUGCAGUUUGUCAGAGAUCAGCUGUGCUUCUCUGGCCUCAGCUCUGAAGUCCAACCCCUCCCAUCUGAGACACCUGGACCUGAGUAACAACAACAAGCUGCAGGAUUCAGGAGUGAAGCUGCUGUGUGGUUUUCUGGAGAGUCCACAUUGUAGACUGGAGACUCUGAGAUUGAGUUCCUGCAGUUUGUCAGAGAUCAGCUGUGCUUCUCUGGCCUCAGCUCUGAAGUCCAACCCCUCCCAUCUGAGAGACCUGGACCUGAGGAACAACAAGCUGCAGGAUUCAGGAGUGAAGCUGCUGUGUGGUUUUCUGGAGAGUCCACACUGUAGACUGGAGACUCUGAGACUGAGCAGCUGUAACCUCUCAGAGAGAAGCUGUGAAGCUCUAUCCUCAGUUCUCAGCUCCCAGUCCUCUAGUCUGAGACACCUGGACCUGAGUAACAAUGACCUGCAGGGUUCAGGAGUGAAGCUUCUGUCUGCUGGACUGAAGAGUCCACACUGUACCCUGGGGACUCUCAGGCUGUCAGGAUGUCUGAUCACAGAGGAAGGCUGUGCUUCUCUGGCCUCAGCUCUGAGCUCCAACCCCUCCCAUCUGAGAGAGCUGGACCUGAGCUACAAUCAUCCAGGAGACUCAGGAGUGAAGCUGCUGUCUGCUGGACUGAAGGAUCCACACUGGAGACUGGACCUCACCAUCGACACAAACACAGUAAACAGAAACCUCAAACUGUCUGACAACAACAGGAAGGUGACACAUGUGAAGGAGGAUCAGUCAUAUCCUGAUCAUCCAGACACAUUUGACCAGUGGCCUCAGCUGCUGUGUAGUAAUGGUCUGACUGGUCGCUGUUACUGGGAGGCCAAGUGGAGAGGAGGAGUUGAUAUAUCAGUGAGUUACAGAGGAAUCAGAAGGAAAGGAGACAGAGAAAACUGUUUGUUUGGAAAGAACGAUCAGUCUUGGAGUCUGAUCUGCUGUAAUGGUUGUUACUCUGUUUUGCACAAUAACAGAGAGACACCUGUCUUCUCCUCCUCUUCAUCAUCUUCCUCUGUCUCUCACAGAGUAGCAGUGUAUGUGGACUGUCCUGCUGGCUCUCUGUCCUUCUACAGAGUCUCCUCAGACUCACUGAUCCACCUCUACACCUUCAACACCACAUUCACUGAACCUCUGUAUCCUGGGUUUGGGUCCUGGUCGUCUGGUUCCUCAGUGUCUCUGUUCCACAACUCCUCCUUCAGGUCAGGUGAUAGGGCAUGGUACAGAGCUGCUAGAACUGACCUGAAGAGGGGGAUCAAAGAAGGAAAGGUGGACUACAAGAGGAAAAUAGAGGACCACCUCUCUGCAAAUAACCCACGGCAGGUGUGGCAGGGCAUACAGAACCUGAUGAACUACAGGGGGUGUGGGGUGACCACUGCAGAAACAAGUGUCUCACUAGCAGAACAACUUAACAGCUUUUUUGCUCCCUUUGAGACGACUGCAGGGACCACAGCUCCAUCAUCUCACCCCCCACCACCCCCCCACAGUGAUCCACUGACUGUACAGGAAUAUGAGGUGAGACAGGUGCUCAUGACCCUGAAUCCCAACAAGGCUGCAGGUCCAGAUAAAGUAGCUGGGAAGGUGCUCUAUAGGUCUCAGCUGGCACCGGUCUUCACCACCAUUUUCAACCUGUCCCUGUCACAGAGCAGCAUCCCUGCCUGCCUAAAGUCAGCCACCAUCAUCCCUGUCCCCAAGAAAUCAGCCCUAGACAGCCUCAGUGACUACCACCCGGUGGCACUCAAUCCCAUCAUCAUGAAGUGCAAGACACUGAGCAAAGCUUUAUAA
Messenger RNA from Toxotes jaculatrix (banded archerfish), 2835 nucleotides. Its product is annotated as NACHT, LRR and PYD domains-containing protein 12-like. The transcript is spliced from 8 exons. The annotation marks the transcript as partial. The record is from RefSeq and is a predicted model, not a curated record. NCBI's taxonomy places the organism in Eukaryota, Metazoa, Chordata, Actinopteri, Toxotidae. Gene Ontology annotation, molecular function: protein binding.